Molecule: messenger RNA, 1453 nt
Organism: Leptinotarsa decemlineata (Colorado potato beetle)
Lineage: Eukaryota; Metazoa; Arthropoda; Insecta; Coleoptera; Chrysomelidae
Gene: TSG101
Product: Tumor susceptibility gene 101
Biological process (GO): endosome to lysosome transport; protein transport; protein modification process
Cellular component (GO): ESCRT I complex
Molecular function (GO): ubiquitin binding
Source: RefSeq, a predicted model, not a curated record
CUAAAGUUUUGUGUUGACACUGUUGACAGGACGAAAAGUGACAAAUAAAUUAAGCUAAUGAAAAUCUCAAAUAAAUGAGAAUGAAGAGGUUUGAAAAACUCAUUUGAAAACAUACCUAAUUGCUUACAUAAUUCGUAAUUGGGUUUUAUUGAAGUAUCGAAUCUCUAUAACCAUGGUGGACACCGAUAGACUCAGACAGUGGCUUUCCAAGUAUCAUAAUCCUGAAGUGGCAUUUAGAGAUAUAAUGAGUGCAGUAUCUCAAUACGGCGGAUUGCAACCUCACCAAGAACCUUAUAUGUUCAAUGAUGGUUCCAGAGCAGAUUUAGUUAAUCUUAGUGGUACCAUACCUGUGCGCUACAGAGGCUCCCUGUAUAAUAUUCCGAUAUGUAUAUGGCUGAUAGACACACACCCAAAAAAUGCUCCAAUUUGUUACGUUAAACCUACUGCAGAUAUGUCCAUAAAAGUGUCAAUGUUUGUUGAUCAAAAUGGAAAAAUUUAUUUGCCAUAUCUGCAUGACUGGGUUCAAAAUGUGUCUGAUUUAUUGGGUCUCAUUCAAGUACUGAUUGUUACAUUUGGUGAGCAUCCUCCAGUAUUUGCAAAGGCCAGAGAAAGCAGUGUUACGCCAUACCCAUCCAACUCUUUCAUGCCCCAACCUACUGGUAGCUACGUGGCUCCUUACCCUCCAGCACCUUAUUCUGGAUCUUCAGGUGGUUUUGGAGGUUACCCACCCUACCCUCCUACCAGCAAUGCCGGUUACCCACCUUACCCGUCAUAUAACACUCCGUACCCACCUUUUUCGGGCAGUAAUUUCGGUACACCCACGCCACCUGCCGGAACCGGCACCAUCAAAGACGAACACAUUAGAGAGUCACUUUUGACAGCCAUUGAGGAAAAGUUGCUGAGGAAGAUGAAGGAACAGUUUCAGCAGAACCAGGCUGAACUAGAAACUUUGAAGCGUACGCAGGAAGAGUUGAAGCAGGGAAAAGCAAAGUUGGACAGUAUAUUGAGCAGGAUGGAGAAAGAGAAGGUGAGACCUUCAAAUUCUUUUUACCCAAAAUUCCUGAUAUUGUUCACUUACAGAGCGUCUCUUACAUUCAGGCAGCUCUUGUGUUUAGUAAAUAAAGCAUUUGAUGUUUUGAAGGACAAUAAAACUAAUCGGAUUGAAUUGUUAAUUCACAGACUUUUGAAUGCCUUUGCUGAGGAAGCUGCCCUAGAAGAUGCCAUUUACUACAUGGGAGAAGCCCUCAGAUGUGGAGUGAUCGAUUUGGACGUUUUUCUGCGACAAGUGAGAAGCCUCUCGAGGAAGCAGUUUAUGCUACGAGCUUUGAUGCAGAAGUGUCGCCAGAAAGCUGGCUUGUCGAUCUAAGAAAAAGUAGUUUUUUCAAAAUAGAGACUUUCGUAAUUAUACCUUCUGCUGAUUUACUCAAAGUGUAAUAUAUUUUAAGUUCAGAAA